AUGGCCUCGCCGACCAAUGCCGAGGCCAUCGAGAGCCUCAUCGCCAAACCCGGAGCCUUGCCGCCGGGCACUACCGCUGCUUUUCUCGAACAGAGUAUUGAUACGCCCUCGAUCAUCGGCAUCCUUUUCGUCGCCUCGCUUGUACUGGCCAUCUGCUUGCUGCGUUACUUUGCCCGUUGCUAUGUCGGCAGGCGAUUUGGCCUCGACGACUACUUGGCCUUGGUGGGCCUGGUAUGCCUCUCCUUCGCUCGUUGCCUGCCCUUUGCGUCUGCUCACCAGUCUUCUGUCCCACAGGCUCUAUUAUCUGCCUUCACUGCGCUCAGCAUAGUCCUCAUCCAUCUGGGCUCGGGUCGCCAUUUCGUCUACAUCGAAUACUUUCUCAGCAACGCUCAGCUAAACAAGACCGAGAUACUUGACUUUGCCGCUCAUAUCAUCUACACCACCGCACUCCUCAUCUGCCGCCUCUCGGGCCUGGCCUUGUACGCCCGCAUUACACAGGAUGCUGUGUUCAUGACGCGCGCUGCUCGUGCCGCCGCGGCGUUCAUGAUUGCUACCUAUCUGGUCCAGCUCUUCCUCCUCAUUUUCCACUGUGUGCCCGUUACUGGAACAUGGCCCUACUCCUUCCAACCCACAUUCGACGACUACAAGUGCCUUCAAUGGGGUACUGUUUACGUCACCAAUUCUGCCAUUUCCCUCAUCUGCGAUCUAAUACUUUUCCUCAUCCCAUCUGCCAUCAUCGCUCGACUGCAGGUCACUCGGAUACGGAAGGUCAAACUCUGUCUGAUUCUUAUGCCCGGCGUCCUUGUAAUCGCCAUAACUAUCGCUCGCAUCUAUCUUGUGGUCACUAGUCAGUGGAACCCGGAUGAAUCAUGGGACUACGACAUCCUGCUCGCUGUCGAGGUCUCGGAGAUCGGAUCCACCCUUAUAGCUCUUUCUAUUCCAGCACUGAAGCCAUUUCUUGACAAGAUCUUGGCCUCUUUCCGUGGCUUUACCUCGACAUCUGGGGCUGAGGCAAACCUUCACAGCUCAGCCCGACCGCGUACCAGAUCUGAAGAACAUCCGUUGGAGCUGGAGGAACGCAGCCUAGCUGGGGGCAACCAGUGGGUCACAUCUGAACCGGGCGACGAGGAGUUUGUCUUGUCAGGAAAGCUGUCUGGGACAAGAGGCACUUCGAGUAAAACCAGUACGGAAGAUAUGACUUCUGCCCAAAUUCCAUACAACACUUGA
Messenger RNA from Zasmidium cellare ATCC 36951, 1227 nucleotides. RefSeq lists its product as uncharacterized. The transcript has a single exon. The record is from RefSeq and is a predicted model, not a curated record. The coding region runs from base 1 to 1227 and encodes 408 amino acids. Lineage: Eukaryota; Fungi; Ascomycota; Dothideomycetes; Mycosphaerellales; Mycosphaerellaceae.